AUGUCCAACAGCAGCUCCAUCACCCAGUUCCUCCUCCUGGAUUUUGCAAAUACACCGCACCGGCAGCUCCUGCACUUCUGGCUCUUCCUGGGCAUCUACCUGGCUGCCCUCCUGGGCAACGGCCUCAUCAUCAUCGCUGUAGCUUGUGACCACCGCCUCCACACGCCCAUGUACUUCUUCCUCCUCAACCUCUCCAUCCUCGACCUGGGCUCCAUCUCUACCACUCUCCCCAAAGCCAUGGACAAUUCUCUCUGGGACACCAGGACCAUUUCCUACUAUGGAUGUGCUGCCCAGGUCUUUUUCUUUCUCUUUUUGAUGUCGGCAGAAUUUUCUCUUCUCACCGUCAUGGCCUAUGACCGCUACGUUGCCAUCUGCAAACCCCUCUACUAUGGGACCCUGCUGGGCAGCAGAGCUUGUGCCCACAUGGCAGCAGCUGCCUGGGGCAGUGGGUUCCUCUAUGCCUUAAUGCACACUGCCAACACAUUUUCACUACCCUUCUGCCAAGGCAAUGCCAUAGACCAGUUCUUCUGCGAACUGCCCCAGAUCCUCAAGCUCUCCUGCUCAGACUCCUACCUCAGGGAAGUCGGGCUUCUUGCGGUUUGCAUCUCUCUUGCUUUUGGGUGUUUUGUUUUCAUUGUCCUGUCCUAUGUGCAGAUCUUCAGGGCUGUGGUGAGGGUCCCUGCUGAGCAGGGAUGGCACAAAGCCUUUUCCACGUGCGUCCCUCACCUGGCCGUGGUCUCCCUGGUUAUCAGCACUGGCAUGUUUGUCUACCUGAAGCCCCCCUCAAUCUCCUCACCAGUUCUGGAUCUGGCAGUGGCUGUUCUGUACUCAGUGGGGCCCCCAGCAGUGAACCCCCUCAUCUACAGCAUGAGGAACCAGGAGCUCAAGGAUUCCCUCAGGAAACUGAUUCAAUCACUUGUCCUUCAGCAGCAAUAA
This is a messenger RNA of Egretta garzetta (little egret), 936 nucleotides long. RefSeq names its product olfactory receptor 14A16. Lineage: Eukaryota; Metazoa; Chordata; Aves; Pelecaniformes; Ardeidae. Gene Ontology annotation, cellular component: membrane. The record is from RefSeq and is a predicted model, not a curated record. Gene Ontology annotation, biological process: G protein-coupled receptor signaling pathway. The transcript has a single exon. Gene Ontology annotation, molecular function: G protein-coupled receptor activity; olfactory receptor activity. Bases 1 to 936 code for a protein of 311 amino acids.